Molecule: messenger RNA, 1014 nt
Organism: Actinia tenebrosa (Australian red waratah sea anemone)
Lineage: Eukaryota; Metazoa; Cnidaria; Anthozoa; Actiniaria; Actiniidae
Product: 52 kDa repressor of the inhibitor of the protein kinase
Source: RefSeq, a predicted model, not a curated record
AUGGCAGGUCGCUUGAAUGGAGUUUCAACAUUGAUAAGAAAUGAAUUUGACAAAGCAAUUUAUGUUCACUGUAUGAAACACAGGCUGAAUUUGUGUGYUGCUGACACAUGCCAACAACCACUUGUUAGAAACAUGAUGGAUACUGUUAAAAGAAUUUCUGAUUUUUUUAACAAUUCACCAAAGAGACAGCAGUAUUUGGUCAUGAAGGUUAAAGAGACAAUGCCUCAAGCUAAUCAUACUGUUCUGAUAAAUGUGUGCCGAACAAGAUGGAUCGAAAGAAUAGAAGGAAUGGACAGAGUUGUAGAACUUCUUCGUCCUGUUGUUGCUACGCUUGAAGACAUAUCAAUGAACAACAAUGAUCUUGGAACUGGGGACUGGAAUCGACCAAGUAGAAAUGAUGCACAGACCUUACUGAAUGCAAUAACUUUUUCAUCUAUUGUUGCUAUUGUUAUUGUUAGACAYAUGUUAGAUUUAACCCGACCUCUCACUGUCAAAUUACAAAAGAAAGCAAUGGAUCUUCUCAAGGCAAAGGAUGAACGUGCACUUUUAAAGUCAGUCUUAACAGAGAUGAGAACUGACAUUGAUGCCAGGCACAAUGCACUCUACAAGGAAGCUGUCACUUUAGCAGGUCAAGUUUCAGUUCAACCAACCAUGCGUAGAGUAGCUCAGAGACAGGUUCAUAGAGCCAAUGCUGCAGCCCGAAACCCUGAAGGAUAUUAUAGGACAAAUUUAACUGUAGUUUUUCUAGACCAUAUAGUCCAACAACUGAACAACAGAUUUCAAGAUGAUGUGUUUGUUUGCUACAGAGCACUUUCAGUUAUUCCAUCAAUUAUGCUGGCCACUGGUAUUGUUURKAAGGAUAAUGUAUUAGCCUUUUGUGAACAUUAUAGGCAGGAUAUACCUAAUAAUGCAAGUUUACAAGCAGAACUUAUUCUGUGGGACAGAAUGUGGAAGAGGAAAGAUGAUCUAGGAGAGGAAAUCCCUGAUAGUUUAGAAGGGACACGAGCUCAUUGA